AUGACCAUCAUUCGUGCUCUGUCCUUGCCUCGGUCGGCGGUUAUUGUGGGAUAUGCUCGAACUCCGAUUGGCUCCUUUUUGGGGAGACUGUCGUCCUUCAAAGCACCUCAGCUGGGAGCCCAUGCGAUCACAAGGGCCUUGGCUCAAGCUAAGGUCGAUGUGGGUGAGGUGGAUCAAGUGAUUAUGGGGCAUGUAUUGUCAGCUGCAUGUGGACAGGCACCAGCGCGUCAGGCUGCCUUAGCGGCUAAGUUGCCGUCGUCUACUAAUGUGAUGAGUGUGAAUAAAGUGUGCAGUAGUGGCAUGAAGGCCGUCUCUAUGGCUGCGGCUUCGAUCGCUAUUGGAGAGGCGGACGUGAUCGUCGCGGGAGGGAUGGAGUCUAUGAGUAAUACGCCUCACGCACUAACGGAAGCUCGGAGUGGAGGAUAUAAAUAUGGCCAUGGUCAGCUAGUGGAUCUUGUCCUGAGGGAUGGUCUCUGGGAUGUGUACAAUGACAUUCACAUGGGCAAGUGUGCCGAGAAAACCGUCAAAGAGUUCGGCAUCACUCGAGAGGAGCAAGAUGACUAUGCGAUCCAAUCCUAUCAAAGGGCAGCGGCAGCCUGGAGUAGAGGGAAGAUGAAGAACGAGGCAUUUCCAGUCGAAGUACCUUCAACCGUCAAAGGCGGCGAACCUAAAAUUUUUUACAGUGACGAGGAGUUCACAAAUUUGAAAAUCGAACGGGUAGCGGCCGUGAGACCAGCCUUUCUCAAGGACGGCACCAUCACAGCCGCUAAUGCGUCCAAACUGAACGAUGGCGCUGCGGCGCUGGUUGUUGUCAGUGAGGAGUUUUCCCGAGAGCAAGGCUUGACCCCAUUGGCUCGGAUUAUAUCGUGGGCAGAUUUCGAGCAGGACCCAAUAGACUAUUCCUUGUCACCAGCCGGAGCAGCGCGGGUGGCCCUGCAAAGAGCGGGGAUGACGACGAAGGACGUGGAUGUGUGGGAGAUCAACGAGGCAUUCUCUUCGGUGGCGAUAGCUAAUAUGAGGUUAUUGGAGCUGGACCCAUCGAGAGUUAAUGUAGAUGGAGGAGCGGUUGCUCUCGGGCAUCCCAUAGGAGCCUCGGGAGCUCGCCUGGUGGGGACUCUCAGCAGAAUUCUCGGUCAUCAUUCGCACAAUACCAGUACGGCAACAUCGCAGUUGCAGGGGGAAGUGAGUCAUAUGCGGGCGACUCUGACGUUGGCAAAGGAGUCCCGAAAGAGGUCAGAGCUGGACGCUCAACUCCUGGCCAAUCGCAUAGCGCUUUUGAAACAAGAGGAGGAGAAGGCGUGGAAGAAAAUACAGGAGACUCGUAGAAAGGCGGAGCAGAUCAACACACUGCGUGCCGAAAAUGAAGCUAAAAUGCUCGCCAGGGAAGAGAUGCAUAAGAAGCAACGGCAAGCGACUGAAGCCAUCCAGGUGCGAAAUGCCUCUUUGAAGGACAAGUCCAGGCAGCAACGGGAGGCGUCGAAGUCCGCGGUGCUCGAAACGAAGCGGUAUCUUGUGCGAGAAGGUCGGGAGGAACAGAUGAAGUUACAACGACAGAGGCAGGAGGAGUGGAUGAGAGAUAGAGGGUUGAAUACGACUAGGGUUACGGCGAUACGUAAUCAGAAGGAGAAUGCAAGGAAGAAAAUUGAGGAGGAGAAGUUACGGAAGUUGGAGAACUCGAGAAUAGAAUAUGAAAAUAAAGUUCAACAAGAGGAGGCGAUUCGCUCUCGUACUGAGUCGUUGGUAUCCGCUAUGGAGAGGGAAGAGAUGGAGCUUAUUCAACGCCUUCAAAACACGCAGAAUAUACAGCGAUCGGCCUACCAAGAGUUGGAGAACGCGUUGGGGAAGAGUAGUCGAAGCCCGUUGGCGACUAGCAGCACUUUUGUGCGGGACAGUAGCAAGGGUGGUAUACGAGAGGCAUCGGCCCCGUCGACCGCUGUCUCGCCUCCUGCUCCACAGGGUCAGGAUAGCACUGCAUGA
Perkinsus marinus ATCC 50983 is the source of this 1977-nucleotide messenger RNA. RefSeq lists its product as hypothetical. Lineage: Eukaryota; Perkinsozoa; Perkinsida; Perkinsidae. The transcript has 19 exons. Gene Ontology annotation, biological process: fatty acid beta-oxidation. The record is from RefSeq and is a predicted model, not a curated record. Bases 1 to 1977 code for a protein of 658 amino acids. Gene Ontology annotation, molecular function: acetyl-CoA C-acetyltransferase activity.